Molecule: messenger RNA, 3550 nt
Organism: Ruditapes philippinarum (Manila clam)
Lineage: Eukaryota; Metazoa; Mollusca; Bivalvia; Venerida; Veneridae
Product: kyphoscoliosis peptidase-like
Exons: 8
Coding region: 223-2775 (850 amino acids)
Source: RefSeq, a predicted model, not a curated record
AGACCAUGAUUAAGAAAAACCUGUUUGAAUGAUAAAUAGAACACGACUGUAGCUAAAUAUUUUACCCCGAGUGAUUUGUUGAUUUAUCGGUUGAAUUUUUAAAAAGUGUGUUUUUAUACUUCACAUGUAACACAUCGAGUUACAGAAAUGUGGAGAGUUUAUAAAAGCCGGUGAUACAAACACAGGAUACAAGUAACGAGGAAGAAAGUGCACUUUGUAACUAUGGGAUGCCCACAAUCAAAAUCAAAGAGCAAGGACCUGUCGUCUGCAGCUGAAAAUGGCGGCAAUUCUCAAGCGACAAAAACUCGAAACGAUACCGUGCAGCCGACGGCAGAAACUCCACAACGAAUGCCUACAAAGACACCUCAUGCAUAUAACGAUGAUCCACUCGUUAGAGGCCGCACCGACGAUUCAUUUCCAGAUAAUAAACCGCGGGAAAUUGUUCCUGACGAAAACUCAAACAAGGCUUCUGAUAAUUUAAGAAAAGAAAAUUUAAAGCAAUCAACAGAAACCAACGAUACUUCAAAUCAAAAUAGUGAAAACACACAAUCAGUUCCGGAUAAAAAAGAAAAUGCUCAUCUCGCAGACGACAAUCUUGCUGAUCAGUCAAAUGUAGAAACACCAUUAGGAAUUAGCUGUAAAGACGACACUGUAGAUGUUUCUGACAUUGACAUAGGACAGACUGUGUCUGAAAUCACUUUAGAAAAUCAAACAGUUGAAGAUACAAAUUCCAGAGAGAGGCUAAAAAACGGAAAUAAUACCUCAGCAAAAAUAGAAAAUGAGCAUGCCGGAGAUGUCAAGGUCACACUUGAUACAGCAGACGGUUAUACAUACACAGAGAAGCCACAUAAAUGGGAAGGCUCGUCUGCUGUCAGCACAAAAGGCUCGAAUUAUCGGUAUGUUUCGAAGGAUAAGAUCGAGUAUGGUCUUCCAGAGGGUGUGCCGAAACCUGCCCCACCCAAAACCAAGAAAAGCGAUCUCAUCACGCCAACCACAUUCACCCUGGUUGACAGAAUCGUAGAUAGAGCGCCUGACGAUGCCUUUAAUUCUGUUGAUAAACUAGCAAGCUAUCUAUCGGGUACAGCAAAGAAGAGCGAAUUAGAAGCUUCCAGUGAAGGUACAGACGACACCAACAAAUUACCACCUCCACUUGCGGUGAAAACGAAUAAAAAAGAUAUCGUUUCCGACCCUACGGUGUUCAAACACGUGGACGAGAAUGCAAGAAACGUCCCCGAGUCGGUUUGUAUUUCUGUUGAAAAGCUGGCAGCACAUUUGUGCACUGAUGCUAAGUCCGAUCUUGAAAAAGUCAGAGCUUUUUAUUACUGGGUCUGUAGCAACAUCAGUUAUGUAUACGACAAAGAGAAAACACUUUCCGACAAGAUGAGAUUUGAUGCUGUGUCCACCCUUAGACAAGGUCAAGGCAGCUAUGUUAAUCUCAUGGCCGCUCUGUGCAAGGAGGUAUCAAUUCCUGUCGUCAUAAUACCCGGAUGUUCCAAGGGAUUACGUCAUCAACCAGAUAAAGAAUUUGCCAUUGCAGAAAGAAACCAUAGUUGGAAUGCUGUUUACAUAAAUGACGAAUGGCGGUUUAUUGACUGUACUUGGGGGUCCGGGUUUCUUGACCAUAAUGGAAAAUUUUGCCGAAAAUUCGACGAAUUCUGGUUUUUAACAGAUCCGGAAAUAUUCGCAUACGACCAUUUUCCCUCUCAUGAAAUAUGGCAGCUUUUGGAAAAUCCGAUAAGUAUUGAUGAAUUCAAUAAAAAGCCGAGUUUGACAGAGAAGUCAAGAGAGCUAGGAUUUCAAUUAAAGUCGCAUAGAGAACCCAUCGUUUAUUUUGAAAACGAAGUUUCAAUAUCGUUUGCCACAGAAACAUUUCCUCUAUCAAAUAUUACCUCAGAUUUAAAGAACGAUAACCACGAUGAAAUCAAUCAGUACAGAUGCAUGAAAAGACUGGACGAUAAAACAUUCGAAAUAAGAGUUGUCCCACCGAAAACUGGAGAAUACAGUCUAGCCCUGUAUGGAAAAGCGUCAGAUUAUCGUCACGCAAAGUUUAGAAAGUUGAUGGAAUAUACUCUUAGAUGUGAAAAAGCGUAUGAGAAGGAAAUAGAGUUUCCUGAACAUCGUAAAGCAUGGGGACCGGAACCGAAUUACAUUGAACUAGGUUUUGCUGACUCGAUACAAACCAUGUCAGUCUUUAAAUCAGAUGAAGAAGAGAUGACAAUCCAGCUUGAUCAGAAGAAAAUAGUGCCAAUAUUUGCUGAGUUGAAGGCAUCGAGUGAUAUCAAAACUGAGUUAAAAGGAUAUACAAUGAUAACUGCCCGAGAUAAUGCUAAAAUCGUACACAUUCGGUUCCCCACGGCUGGACUCUAUAGGCUUGACGUAUAUGCUGAGGGAAAAUCAGAAAAAUACGAAUAUGCUGCUUUGUUUUUGAUAGAAUGUACUGUCAGUAAAUCGCCGCAGAAAUUCCCAAAAUGUAACGAAGACUGUAUAUCUAAAAAUGUAUGUGAAAUUAUUGAGCCCAGAAACUUUGAACUACCGGCUAAUUCAAAUGUAACAUUUAAACUCCGAUCCCAAAAUCUGAAAAAUGCAAUGGUAGGAGUCCCUAAGGAAGAAAAAUACGGUUCAAGAAUGAAUUGUCUUGGGGAGUUGAAUAAAAGUGGUGAUGUAUUUUCAGCUGACAUUAAAACUCCAAAAGCAGGAGAAGUCCUGUUCUUAUCAGGCUCGGCAGCUCCUCCAAAUGUCUUUUGGAGUAGGGUUUAUGAAUAUAAAACUGUAUAAUACUUGUACUAUCAAACGACAUCCGGAUUUAAUCGUUUCUUUGCCGAAUCAAUGUACAGUAUACUUGUUUUAUCAUGUAUUGGGCAUAAUAUUUUCCACCAUUAAGUCUUGCAACUAAUGAAAAUGUUGUCCGGUCAUGCUACACUCAUUUAUGAGCAGGGUCAAUGAAGCCGAGCCUGCAACAUUAUUAGUUUUGCCGAUUUGGGCGCUCUUUAGGGAUUCUGUUUUUCUAUUAUAUUGGCAUAUUGGAUUGCUUCUUUAUGGUUGGCAAACAUGCAAGUGUAGCUGCUGGCAUAAUUGAUAUAAGAAUACCUACCCAACCUCGUUUUACUAGUGUUCAAUUUGAUCUACCUAACAUUUGGUCGUUCAUGUUCUCUUUACAACAAGUGUUCAUCACACAGUUUUUAUUGAAUGCAUUUUGUCCAUAAUCGUUUUUCACUUUCUGCUGAUUCAAGUUAAAUUCUCGAGUUGAGUCCGAUGUAUUUAAAAGAUACAUUUUGUGUAUUUCAAUUAUCCUAUUAAGGUAUUCUUUUAUUUACCAAUGAUAAUUGUGAUUUAUAUAAUUGUGAUAUAUUAACAAGUUUAUAAGCCAUACAAUUCAAUUCCUUGAAACUAUGUACCAAAGCUUAAUACAUACAUUGUUUUUAUACAUGUAUUGGUUACUUAAUUCUUUCAUAUUUAUUUUUAUGUAAGAUUUAUAGCUGUAAAAAUUAUAGUUGUUUUCUGUGCUAAUAGAUGUAUUUUGUUAAUAAGAAAAAUAAACAUUUAAAAUCUA